Solanum dulcamara is the source of this 1838-nucleotide messenger RNA. Its product is annotated as protein TOPLESS-like. Gene Ontology annotation, molecular function: protein binding. Gene Ontology annotation, biological process: regulation of DNA-templated transcription. The transcript has 10 exons. Lineage: Eukaryota; Viridiplantae; Streptophyta; Magnoliopsida; Solanales; Solanaceae. Bases 338 to 1555 code for a protein of 405 amino acids. The record is from RefSeq and is a predicted model, not a curated record.
CGGGAUUUUUUUUAAAGUUGACUAUGUGCCUGGAAUGUCGAUUUCAUAACUUUGUGCAUGCUUGUCAAAACAAAAGUCUGUCUCUUGAGGUUGUAGUGUUCGGGUCACAACCUUAGCAAGUACACCAUUUCAACACACAUAAGUAAAGCUUUGAUCUGAUAGAUCUGUACAUUACACGCCGCUCAGUUCAAGCUGUUUCCUAACGUUGAGACGCCAGAGGAGGAGGAGGCACCGCUGACAUCAUCCGUUGCUCUCUCGACUCUGCAAAUCACCACCGGUAGUGUCCCGAUUAGUGUUGAGGAGGAACGUUUACAGAGGCUCACGUACUCCGAUGUGAAUGGUAUUUCUCGGCGGCAACCAGAAUGGAGAUGCAAGAAAUGUAAGACCCUGGAUUACUGAAGAGCCUAAUGACAAAUCCACGAUAUGGAAGCUCACGGAAAUUAGUGAAUCAUCACAGUGCCGGUCCUUGAAGCUUCCUGAGAAUCUUGAAGUGACUAAGAUAUCUAGGUUAAUAUAUACGAACUCUGGUAAUGCCAUCUUAGCAUUAGCAUCAAAUGCUAUUAACCUGCUUUGGAAGUGGCAAAGAAACGAACACAAUUCAAGUGGCAAGGCAACAACCAGUGUUUCACCUCAAUUGUGGCUACCUUCAAGUGGCAUCUUAAUGAUAAAUGAUGUGCACGAACCAAAUCAUGAGGAAGCUGUCUCCUGCUUUGAUUUGUCCAAGAAUGACUGGUAUUUGAUGUCAGCAUCUGGUGGAAAGAUAUCCUUGUUCAACAUGAUGACAUUCAGGACAAUGAUAACUUUCAUGCCUCCACCUCCAGCAGCAACUUAUGUUGCGUUUUAUCCUCAAGAUAACAAUAUUAUCGCUAUUGGCAUGAAUGAUUCUACCAUCCAGAUAUGUAACGUCCAAGUGGGUGAGGUUAGAAGCAAGCUUAGAGGCCACUCUAAACGGAUAACUGGCCUCGCCUUCUCUCAUGUGCUCAAUGUGCUAGUUUCCUCAGGAGCUGAUUCUCAGCUGUGUGUAUGGAGCACCGUUGGGUGGGAAAUCCAGAGGGCUACAUCCUUGCAGCUAUGCGGGCGAUCAAUAUCUCAAUCAGAUACCAGAGUACAAUUUCAUCAGGAUCAAACUCAUUUCCUGGUUGUGCAUGAGGCACAGAUUGCAAUAUAUGAAACAACAAUGUUGGAAUGUUUAAAGCAGUGGGUUCCGCGUGGUCAUGCUGCCCCAAUUUCUCAUGUGACAUUCUCGUGUGAUAGCCAGCUGAUAUAUGCCAGUUUCUUGGAUGCAACUGUGUGCGUAUUCACUGCAGGGCACCUCCAUAUGCAAUGCCGUAUUAUUCCUUCAGCUUAUCUAUCACCCAGUAUUAGCAGUUCAAAUAUCCACCCAAUUGUAGUUGCAGCACAUCCAGAAGAUCCAAACCAGUUUGCAUUAGGUAUGUCUGAUGGUGGUGUUCAUGUUUUCGAACCACUUGAAUCUGAAGGCAAAUGGGGUGUCCCUCCACCACUUGAAAAUGGUUUUGCAAAUGGUUGGCCAUCUGCUCCAUCUAUUGGAGCUUAAGGCUCCGAUCAAGCACCAAGAUGACAAAGAAGCCAUUAGCAGACAGUCUUGUGUCUUGUUUAGUUAGAUCUUACCCAAAUUUCAGUUUCAGACUGGUCAAAACAUGCAGUGUACUAGUUACAGCUUAACAUCUUGACUUGGUUUUUACACCAACAUUAUGCUUUGGCCCUUGUGGUCUGGCCCUUUCCCGGACCCUGCGCAUAGUGGGGGCCUUAGUGCACCGGGCUGCCCUUUUUAUUAUGCUUUCGUUUGUGGUAAUCUAUUUACUACAGAACAUAAUUUA